AUGUGGAAUGAGGUAGUCGGAAACAGAGGUGCCUCUGAGAUUGGAAGUUGUUUACUUUUGUACAUUAUCAGCCAAGUAGAACAAGGAAUAAGAGAAUUUAGCUUCUUUUCUGACAACUGUAGCGGUCAAAACCGCAACAGAUUUUUGUACUCUUUGUACAGCUAUUUAUCGCAAAAAUAUCAAAUAAAAAUAAAACAUACCUACUUAGAAAAAGGCCACACUCAAAGUGAAGGCGAUUGCGUACAUAGCGUAAUAGAAAGAGCUGCUCGAAAUAUACCUAUAUACACACCAGAUCAGUGGUAUACGGUUGUAAGGACAGCUAAAAGAAAGGAUCCUUACAAAGUAGUUGAGCUUGCACAGGAAAAUAUAUAUGAUUUAAAAGAUCUUGAAAAAAAGACGUGUAUUAACUGGGAAAGAGAUGAAGAAAACGAAAGAGUGUUUUUAAAUAAAAUAAAAAUAGUUGAAGCUGAUCCACGUUUCCCUAACACUUUACUUUUUAAAGUUAAUUACGACUCUACCUACAAGAAAUUAAAGCUCACAGAAAAAGGAAGAAAAAAAAUAGAUGUCGAGAUAGCCUCACUAAAACUAAAACCAUGCUACGAAAAGGAAAUUUCUUUGAAAAAACUGAAGUAUGAUCAUCUUCAGUUUCUUUGCCGUAAAGGAGCAAUUUUAGCGCCUUACCAUAAAACUCAAGCUCAGUUCCAUUUGUUAAGGAAUUUGGGCUCAGCUACUUAA
Messenger RNA from Acanthoscelides obtectus, 735 nucleotides. Lineage: Eukaryota; Metazoa; Arthropoda; Insecta; Coleoptera; Chrysomelidae. The record is from the annotation of a GenBank genome assembly.